Molecule: messenger RNA, 4711 nt
Organism: Belonocnema kinseyi
Lineage: Eukaryota; Metazoa; Arthropoda; Insecta; Hymenoptera; Cynipidae
Product: tetratricopeptide repeat protein 14 homolog
Exons: 13
Coding region: 429-4001 (1190 amino acids)
Molecular function (GO): protein binding
Source: RefSeq, a predicted model, not a curated record
GCGGGACUCGUUUGUUCAUUAUUUGCCUGCAUUGUUCAUUUUCAUUUAUCUGCGAUAUUCUCUACGUUUACUUAAUGUCUACAUUGUAGAUAAGAACAAAGAAAUGUAAUUAGUGAAAAAAAGGUGAAAGUACGAAUCCGUCAGCCCGAUUAAUUCAUCGUCCUUUUAACCCUGGAUACAAAAAACAAUGAGGACUCGUAAUUAAUGCAAAGCAAUCAAUCAAUUUAUAUUACAAAAACUAUUGAUUCGUCAAGGUUUAAUGAAAAAAUGGACUUUGAGAUAUCUUUCCCUGAAAACGAUGGACGGGCACUGAAAUUAGCAUUUGGGAAAUAAUUCGCUAUUUAUAGUGAGUCGAGGAGCAUAGGAGAGUGAAAAGUCGCUCAGUUGUGUUUUUGAACCAAUAUUGCAGGUUAGGUUGAUCGGCCGAUAUGGAGUCGAUGGAAGGGCGACUCGUAGCACAGGCCUUGAAUUACCAUGGUCAACAGUUGCAGAAAGUGUGGGAGAGCGAUCGCAACGAAAGUGAGCUUGCAAAGCUCAAUCUCAAAGAACCUAGCUUUGAAAUUUUUCAACAGAGACAAAAAACGCUCAGCUUGGCUGACAUAGGAAAGAGGCUGAAGCUUCAGCAAUUUAUUGCAAAAAAGGCCAACGUUCUUUAUGACAAAGCCAAUUUGGAAGCCACGGUUGAAGCAACCAAACCACAACUUGGUGGCCCAGAAUUGUACGCGACUAUGCCAGGACUGGAUUCGUUCGUUCCAAUGGACAAAUCUCAGCGUAUUCGUAACUUCUUAGAGAGUUUGAGUGUGGGCGAUGUAAUUUACGCACAAGUAAAGGGGAAAAGUGCGGCUGGACUUCUUCUGAAGAUUCUCUGCAACUGUAGUGACUGUCCGAGAGUGGUUUCCGACAUCGGUAUCAAGGCCUUGAUAUUGAACACGGCAACAGUGCCGGCGGUGGACAAGAAGGACGUGACUCGGGAGUACGUGGUCAACGAUAUGGUCUGUGUCUGCGUGACGGAGGUAAAUGUUGAGGCUGAACGAGUUGUUGCAGCCAUGAACGUUACUCCUCGUGAAGGUCAAGCUCCACAUCCGCCUCUGGGCCUUGUGGACAACGAUGAACUACCUAGCGCUUACAAGAAAGCGACGGAGAACAAGGGAAAAAGUUUUGAAUCUGUCCUGGAGAACAGCACUGGAUUCAACAAUCCCAACAACAUUAAAUAUCUUUGCGACUUGAUGGCACUGGGUCAGGAGAAUUAUUCCAACAUGGUUGGUCUCAGGGGAAAAUUUCCUCCCGAAGAAUGCAGUACAAAGUUGAGGCAAGCACAAGCGGGUAAAUGGGCAUUCCGCAGUGUUGCAGAAGGAAUUGAUCAUUUCAAAGCAGGAAGACAUUCAGAAGCAUUCCAGUGCCUCAAUAAGGCGCUGGUGGUUGAUCCCCGAAACGUCGAGGGAUUGGUAGCACGUGGCGCAUUAUAUGCGAACAACUGCAGCUUCAAGAAAGCCGUCGCCGACUUUGAGGAUGCCCUGAAAUAUAAUCCAACUCAUGCAAACGCUCGCAAAUAUAUGUCGGAGACACUUGUGGCUAUGGGGCGAAGCUUUGAGGACGAGGAGAAGUUUGAGGAAGCACAAAAGGCCUAUGAGGACUGUCUGACCAUCACUCCGUACCAUGAGGAGGCGAAAAAUUCGAUCGAGUACAUAAAGAAGAGAAUGCUCGGCGGAGGGGCCGUGAAUCCUGUCGAGAAAUUCGAGUCUUUUGAGGUGGAGAACGGAAAUGAGAAUGGCAAAGUGGAGAAGAAAAAGCGGAAGAAGGAUCGGAAGUCGAGGUCGAAGAAAAGGCAGAGGUGGAGUUCAAGUUCGAGCUCUUCAACGAGUGGAUCCUCGAGUUCGUCGAGCUCGGAAUCGAGCAGUUCAUCGUCAUCGGGAAGUUCGCGUUCUGCCUCCCGAUCAUCGUCUCGUAAGAAGAAACAGAAGAAGGAACGAGGCUCUCUGUCGCCACUGAGCAAACGAAUGAAUCAGUACAAUAAUCCGCCACCAGCCAGCUCAUUGCCUGAAAUGUUGGCUUCUGACUCGAGAGCGGGCACCGAAGGUUUCGAGAUGCUGGUGCGCAAAUUCCUGCAUCAGACCAAGGAUGAGUCCGAUUAUGAAGAAAAGGUGAGGAUAUUGCUGGAGGAAACUACAAGGUGGAAGAAAGAAAGAGGUGGUGAGAGGGGUGAGAAGGAAGGGGAAAAGUCGAAAAAGAAAAAAAAGAAGGAAAGGAAAACUAAAGAUAAGGAUAAGGAAGAUAAGAGGAGUCGAAGAAAGAAAAAGAAGGAAGAGCGUAAGAAGCGUAAGAGUAGUAAAGAUAAGCUUGACAGGAAUCUUGAAGUUUUGAAAAACUCUUCAUCGCCAGAUUUGGAACAACUGCAGUCCAAGCUGAGCGCUUAUUACGCAAAGGUUGGGAAAGAUUCACAUAUUCCCAAGAGGUAUGCAGUAAAUUAUAGUGACAUGCCUUCUCCUCUCAGUAAUGUCGAGAAGAUUAUGGAAAGUUCCCACCGAGAAGACGAUUCCCGGAGAGAUCGUGACCGGGAAGAAACAGCCAAGAUAUAUCACGAGAGAGAUCCCAGAAUGUCCUCUGCACACCAACGAAAAGAAACCCAACGAAAGUCCUUUGCCGAUAUGUUUGAGGAAGAAACGCACUUGAUACAUCCCGAGACCAAGAUUCAUUCCCAAAAGCGUCCCGAUUUGUCCGAGAAGAAAAGACGCUUCGACAAUUUCGAGGAUAUCGAUAAUCAGGCCGAGGAGAAGCAACAGCGAACGUCAUUCGACAAGUCCUUGAACAUACGUAAGCAGAUGCAGCGUGACCUCGCCGAGAAGAGAGCAGCCGCACAGCCUCCGAGACCACGUUCGCCAUCGCCACUCCCGCCAAAAGAGCCGCCACCAAAGCACUCGCCUCUCAACUAUCAUUCGCCGCAGCCUUCCGGCAAAUUCCAGUCGGCCGGCACCCCGCAGAGCAGUCUGAACAAAUCGAGCCACAAUCUUGGCGACAAGUUCCAGCCGAUUGGCCAGAGCAGCCGCAGCGGCAGUUAUCCGCCGGAACCACCUCAGCCGCGAUCGCCGCCACCGCCCCGACGACAAUUGAGACUGUCGAAAGGUUCGAGAUCGGAUUCCGACAGUGACUCGGAGCGACGAGCAUCGCCGCGAAAGAGAUUGUCGAUUGGACGACCAAUGGCGAGGCGAAUGAGCCGAGAACGUCCGCCAAAGCGAUACCGAAGUCGAUCGCAGAGUGGCUCAAGUUCGGGCUCGUCGAGGUCGCGUUCACCAGGGAAACGCUCACGGUCCAGGUCGUUCUCGAAGAGGUCGGGAAGCUACAUGCGCAAGUACAGUCGCUCGAAUUCACGAUCUUACAGCCGAUCGGCGUCGAGGUCGCGCUCAAAAUCGUACUCGAGGAGUCGCAGUCGCAGCAGAUCGGGGGAGCGACGAUACUAUCGAAGACAGACUCGGCCCUACAACAAUAAUUGGGGCAAUCGGCCCUAUCAUCAUAAUAGUCGUGGCUAUCACAGUUACAAUCGGGGCGGGGGCGGGCAAAAUUUUCAGAAUGGCAAUCGUUACUACCACAACAAUCAGAAUUUCCGUUAUAAUAAUCGAAGAGGCUUCCAGCAUGGAUACAAUAAUUACAACAAUCAAAAUUAUCGUGGUCGUGGUCAGAAUAGAGGCGGACGAUUCUUUCAUAAUAAUAGGCAGGGAUUCCGUGAUUUUAGGGACAAUAGAAGGGACUUCCGGGACAGGCGUUCAUACUCGAGAGAUCGGUACAGCGAUCGAAGUUUGUCGCCGAGUCCGAUGAGAAAGGUGGAUGAGGCUCGGGAUAAGAUCAAUAAGAUCCUCGAGAGUGGCGAGGAUUCGACACGUCCUGGCGCGGCACUUCCGCCUACGAAGAGACCUGAGGGUCCGCUGAGCGAAGGUGAAGAGCGGGAUUAUGAGGAUUAUGAAAAUUGGCCGGUGAACGAGGGAGACUCGACGGCUAAAGUUGCUUAGGUCUUUUUUUGUUUUGGUUUUUUUUUUUUUUUUUUUUGUUUUGUUUUCUCAUGCAAAUUAUGUUCCUGAACUUCCUGAUAAUGGGAGGAAGUGAUUGAGGCUACUUUGGAAAUAAGAAUGGAGGAGUGUCGGAGAGCAGGACAUGUUGUGUCUCUGGUGAGAAUUGUGUUUUCGGAAUUGAUGCAAUUUUGGGAAAAUGGUUUAGGAAUCAAGUUCCUAUGACAAAACUGAUUGCAUUUGAUAUGAGCGCAACUAGUGGCGAUGUUUUACUGUUUUAAUGGGGAAGUUUUGCGAUAAUUUGGGUUUAAUCUAUGAAAUAUGGCUGUUUUUCAUACGAAUUAUUAAUAAAAGUUGUGUAGUUUAUUUUGCAAAAUAAGAGUCAAAGUGGCAUUUAUUUAGUUUGAAACGAACAGUUUUAAGAUUAUGUAUUAUUGGUCACUUUUUCUUGCUUCGUUCUGAAUUUUACUAUUGAAUACAAAUUUAGAGUACAUGUUUUAAUAAUAUUCUUUUUUUUUUAACCAAAUAAUAGAAUUUUCAACUAAUAGAGACAAAAAUUUGGUACGAAAAAUGACGUUCAAUUUUGAACUAAAAUUAUGAGUUUUCGAACAAGAAGAUUAAGUUUCUACUAAAAAGAGAAAUUUUUAACAAAGUACAACAAUUUCCAAUUUUAUAUUUAAGCUCUAGCUAAUGGGGUAAAUAUUCUACGAAAA